Messenger RNA from Hirundo rustica (Barn swallow), 10678 nucleotides. It is a transcript of the gene HECW2, whose product is annotated as HECT, C2 and WW domain containing E3 ubiquitin protein ligase 2. The transcript is spliced from 29 exons. Bases 113 to 4813 code for a protein of 1566 amino acids. Gene Ontology annotation, molecular function: ubiquitin-protein transferase activity; protein binding. NCBI's taxonomy places the organism in Eukaryota, Metazoa, Chordata, Aves, Passeriformes, Hirundinidae. Gene Ontology annotation, biological process: regulation of dendrite morphogenesis. The record is from RefSeq and is a predicted model, not a curated record.
GCGGGAGCCGCCCUCGCCCGGAGCCCGCCGCGGGCGCGGAGCCGCAGUGCGCGCCUCGGCCAGAUCUCUGAACAACAACUUUUUUACGUGAAUUGACAGAAGUGGAGAAGCCAUGGCCAGCUCAGCCCGAGAACACCUGCUCUUCGUGCGCCGUCGCAACCCGCAGCUCCGGUACACCCUGAGCCCCGAGAACCUGCAGAGCCUGGCCUCUCAGGGCACCAUGCCCGAGAACAUGAACUUGCAGCGUGCCAACAGCGACACUGAUUUAGUGACUUCAGAUAGCAGGUCUAGUUUGACAGCCAGCAUGUACGAAUACACCUUGGGACAGUCUCAGAACCUCAUCAUCUUCUGGGAUAUUAAGGAAGAAGUAGAUCCAACUGACUGGAUAGGACUUUAUCACAUAGAUGAGAACUCUCCAGCCAAUUUCUGGGAUUCCAAGAAUCGGGGAGUGACUGGCACACAAAAAGGACAAAUUGUAUGGCGAAUUGAACCUGGCCCCUACUUUAUGGAAUCUGAAAUAAAGAUCUGUUUUAAAUACUACCAUGGUGUUAGUGGAGCCCUCCGAGCUACUACUCCAUGUAUCACUGUGAAAAACCCUGCUGUGAUGAUGGGAGUAGAAGGCACGGAUGAAGGUGCUUCUGGAGCCCAGCACUCUAGGAAGUUGGUCAGCUUUACCCUAUCAGAUAUUAGAGCAGCUGGACUUAAAAAAGGCAUGUUCUUCAACCCUGAUCCUUAUCUAAAGAUGUCCAUUCAGCCAGGCAAGAAAAGUACAUUUCCUACGUUUGCUCACCAUGGCCAGGAAAGACGGUCGACUAUCAUCAGUAACACAACUAAUCCUGUUUGGCACAGAGAGAAAUAUUCUUUUGUUGCACUUCUAACAGAUGUCCUGGAAAUUGAGGUUAAAGACAAAUUUGCCAAGAGUCGUCCGAUCAUCAAGCGCUUCCUUGGGAAGUUAACCAUACCUGUUCAGCGACUAUUGGAGAGACAUGCAAUCGGAGACCAGGUACUCAGCUAUAACCUUGGCAGAAGGCUCCCAGCUGAUCAUGUUAGUGGGUAUCUCCAGUUCAAAGUGGAAAUCACAUCUUCUGCUCAUGAAGAUGCUUCACCAGAAACUGUUGGCACUUUGCUAGGAACCAACUCUGUAAAUGGAGACUUGGGGAGCCCCUCUGAUGAUGAGGACAUGCCAGCAGGGCAUCACGAUACAUCCACGGUGUGUUCCAAUGGCCCAGUCUUUGAGGAAUCUUCUGGAGACACAAUCCUGAGACACUCUUUAAGGACUAGUAGGACUCUGGAGACAGACCAGGAUGAGCUGACCUCUGGUGCUUCAAGAUCAUCCCCUCCCAGAGGGCGCCAGGACUCACUAAAUGACUAUCUCGAUGCAAUAGAACACAACAACCACCCCAGAGCAGGGACAUCUGCCUGCGGUGACCGUCCACGAGGAGCCUCCCCAAAACUGAGGAGCAGCUUCCCUACUGACACAAGACUUAACGCUAUGCUUCACAUUGACUCAGAUGAAGAGGAGCACGAGCUGCAUCAAGACCUGGGUUUUCCAUCUUCUUUGGAAGACGACGGUGGUUUAGUAAUGCUUAAUGGUGCUACCAGAAACGUUGAGAGAAACGAAGUAAGUUCCUCGUCAGAUCAGGUAAUGCCAGGGCCUGCGGAGAGUGAAAGGGUUUCGGCCUCUGACGCUCCUUUGCCAUCAGCUGAUGACCAGCAAGGUUCUCUCCCAGAGCUCCCAGCUCCAGAGGAAGGAGGCGAAAGCCUGCAGGGUUCUGAGGCUGAAGCCCCAGCAGAGCAGGCCGGCGGCGAGCCCUCAGUCCCUGCGGAGGCAGAGCAGCCUCCCGGCAGCGCGGACGCGGGAGCCGCUGAAGCCGCGGGUGGGAGCAGAAGGGGCGUCAGCGAAACCGAGUCCAUCGACCAAGGCUCGGAGCCUUCCCAGCUGUCGUCAGAGACGGAGCAGAGCGACCCCGCUCGCACCGAGAGCGUCAGCGAGGCCAGCACCCGGCCCGAGGGCGAGAGCGACGCCGAGGGCGCCGACAGCUCCUGCAACGAGAGCGCGACGGUGCGGCGCUCCUCCGUGGAAAUGCGCUGCUCCUCCUGCGAGAGCGCCAGGUUCCCCGAGACUCCGGCCUUCUCCUCCCAGGAGGAGGAGGAGGCGGCCUGUGCCCCCGAGGCCGCGGCGGAGCCGGGUGCCGAAGCACAGGGCUCUGCGAGCGCCGCUGGUUCCCUGCCCGCCGUGCAGGUGCCUCAGGAGGAGGCGCAGGAGGCCGAGGCGGGGGAGCUGCAGGACCGAGUGGAAGCGGAGGAAAUCUGGCAAAGAAGGAGAAGCCUGCAGGCGGCGGCUGCCCAGAGCCGGUCUCAGGAUGAGGAGAUUGAAGGAGCGCAGGCAGCUUGUGAGGGUGCCACAGCGCAGCUUGAGGGAGCUACUGGAGGUUCUCCUGCCAAUGGCCAUCAGCCCUUGAGGUCCCUGCCUUCGGUGCGUCAGGACGUUAGCCGGUACCAGAGAGUGGAUGAGGCUCUGCCACCAAACUGGGAGGCUCGAAUUGACAGCCAUGGACGGAUUUUUUAUGUGGACCACGUGAACAGGACAACAACGUGGCAGCGACCCACAGCUCCCCCAGCCCCACAGAUUCUCCAGAGGUCGAAUUCCAUACAGCAGAUGGAACAGCUGAAUCGCCGGUACCAGAGCAUCCGAAGAACAAUGACAAAUGACAGGCCUGAAGAGCACACAAAUGCCGUGGAUGGAGCUGCAGAAGAAGCUGAAUUUCACCAUUCUAAUUCAGAUUUUCGAAGAGAGAAUGUGCUGCCUCACUCUACCUCCAGAUCCAGACUUACUUUAUUGCUCCAGUCUCCCCCUGUGAAAUUCCUUAUCAGCCCAGAGUUCUUUACAGUGCUGCAUUCUAACCCUAGUGCCUACCGCAUGUUUACAAAUAACACGUGUCUGAAGCACAUGAUCACCAAAGUCCGGCGGGACACCCACCACUUCGAGCGCUACCAGCACAACCGGGAUCUGGUGGGCUUCCUCAACAUGUUUGCCAACAAACAGCUGGAGCUGCCGAGGGGUUGGGAAAUGAAACACGACCAUCAGGGCAAGGCUUUCUUUGUCGACCACAACUCGCGUACCACGACGUUCAUCGACCCGCGGCUGCCCUUGCAGAGCAGCAGGCCCACCAGUGCGCUGGUCCAUCGGCAGCACUUGACUCGGCAGCGCAGCCACAGUGCUGGGGAGGUCGGAGAGGACUCCCGUCAUUCAGGACCCCCAGUUUUGCCAAGGCCAUCCAGCACGUUUAACACAGUCAGCAGAGCUCAGUACCAGGAUGUGGUUCCAGUGGCUUACAAUGACAAGAUAGUUGCGUUUUUGCGGCAGCCCAACAUCUUUGAAAUUCUACAAGAGCGUCAGCCAGAUCUUACCAGGAAUCAUUCACUCAGGGAGAAGAUCCAGUUCAUCCGGACAGAGGGAACACCUGGGCUGGUGCGUUUAUCCAGUGAUGCAGACCUUGUCAUGUUACUCAGCUUGUUUGAGGAGGAAAUAAUGUCGUAUGUGCCGCCACAUGCCUUACUUCAUCCUAGUUAUUGCCAGUCCCCGAGAGGCUCGCCGGUGUCUUCGCCUCAGAACUCUCCAGGUACUCAGCGCGCCAACGCCCGAGCUCCAGCUCCGUACAAAAGGGAUUUUGAAGCCAAGCUGAGGAACUUCUACAGGAAGUUGGAGACUAAAGGAUAUGGACAGGGCCCAGGGAAAUUGAAAUUAAUCAUCAGGAGAGAUCACUUGCUAGAAGAUGCUUUUAACCAGAUCAUGGGCUACUCAAGAAAAGACCUGCAGAGAAAUAAACUCUAUGUCACGUUUGUUGGGGAAGAAGGGUUGGACUACAGUGGACCAUCAAGAGAGUUUUUUUUCCUGGUGUCCAGGGAGCUCUUCAAUCCGUAUUAUGGUUUGUUUGAAUAUUCAGCCAACGAUACCUACACAGUACAAAUAAGUCCCAUGUCUGCUUUCGUAGACAAUCACCAUGAGUGGUUCAGGUUUAGUGGUCGAAUUCUUGGUCUUGCUCUGAUACAUCAGUAUUUGCUGGAUGCCUUUUUUACAAGACCCUUUUAUAAAGCCCUCCUCCGAAUACUCUGUGACCUGAGUGACUUGGAAUAUCUGGAUGAGGAGUUUCACCAGAGUUUACAGUGGAUGAAAGACAAUGAUAUACACGAUAUCCUAGAUCUCACGUUUACUGUGAACGAAGAAGUUUUUGGGCAGAUCACAGAACGGGAACUAAAACCAGGAGGUGCCAAUAUCCCAGUCACUGAAAAGAACAAGAAAGAAUACAUAGAGAGAAUGGUGAAAUGGAGAAUUGAGAGAGGAGUUGUACAACAAACAGAAAGUCUAGUUCGUGGUUUCUAUGAGGUGGUUGAUGCAAGGCUGGUGUCUGUAUUUGAUGCCAGAGAACUGGAACUGGUUAUAGCUGGAACAGCAGAAAUUGACUUGAGUGAUUGGAGAAAUAAUACAGAGUACAGAGGAGGUUAUCAUGACAAUCACAUUGUAAUUCGGUGGUUCUGGGCUGCUGUGGAAAGGUUCAACAAUGAACAACGGCUAAGACUUUUACAGUUUGUCACAGGCACCUCCAGCAUUCCCUACGAAGGCUUUGCCUCUCUCCGCGGGAGCAACGGGCCCAGGCGCUUCUGCGUGGAGAAGUGGGGGAAGAUCACUGCUCUUCCAAGGGCUCACACUUGUUUCAAUCGUCUGGACCUUCCCCCUUACCCGUCAUUCUCUAUGUUAUAUGAAAAACUGUUGACAGCAGUGGAAGAGACAAGUACUUUUGGACUUGAGUGAUACACAAACCACAGUGCCCAGCUCAUUGGACUUUUGUGGAUCUGUCUUCUCAAGGAAUGAAUGAACUUUUGUAUUGGAUUUCCUAGAGGAAAAUUGUUUCAUGGUGCAAUUCAAAUAAUGAGGUUCCACAAAGGAGCUUGUGAAGCAAUUAAAAAGCAUUGUGGUAGUGGCAGAAUUCUCGGCAGUGAAACUAGAGUGUGCCUGGUGUGCAGGGAAAACCAAGUCUUGCAAUCCAUUGGUUUUUGGGAUGGCUGCACUUCUUACGUUUAUGUUCUGAGCAAACCAGAAACGUGAUGCCAUGUUGUGAUCCAUCUGGCUGCUGCAAAACUGACAUGUACCCAAGGACUGGAUUUCAUCAAAGUUGUCGAAUAUAAAAUUCAAGUCAAAAUGGGAAAUCAUUCAGCCCCUUACCUACCCAGUAAAUUAUCAAAAAAGCAUACAACUGAACUUUUAUAUAAGUUCUUUUUCCUUUUUAAUUCAUGAAGGUACAUUACUUUAUGCCAUAUGUUAUAACAGCAUAUCCAACACUCGUUUUACCUAAGACUACGAGUGCCUGCAUGGGGAACACCAUAGAGCUCAAGUUCCUGGGGCAGAAGUGAGUUGGAAGGAAAGUCAGCAACAAAGGAUGUAACAACAACGGCUUGUGCAUUGAGGAGGUUUGUGGAAAUGCGUUUGCCAGUGGUGUAUAUGACAAAAUAUGAGCUGUUACAAUGAACUUAAUAAGACUGAUUUUAUGCUUUAUACUGCAUGGAAACUAUUUUAAGAAGAAACUAGCAAUUUAUCACAGCAUAUCAGGAAAAAACCCUAACACAGUGACUUCUGUUUAUUUUUAUAGGUUCAUUAUAUUAUGUUUCUUAGAGUGUAAACAGGAAACAAGCAAACAAAAGUGUUAUUUCUGUUUUGUCACUUUCCAUGCUUGAACAGACAUUCUGCUAGUGUUUAUUCUUUAAGCACUCUCCAGGGGAAAAAAAUGCCUUUUAUUUUUAUAAGAGUAAAAAAACUCCCGAAAAUAUUUUGCACUGAAUGUACCAAAGUUGAAGGGACAUUAUGAUCUGACUGAUAGCAAAUUGCAUCACUAUCAAAUAUCUAUAAAAAUGCUUAGGAACCAGGCUUUCUUCACAGUGCCAUGUCUAUAGAUAUCAGGACUGUGCACAUAAGUAAUAAUUUUAUAAUACUAUAUGUGAUAUUGUAAUAUGCAUUUGUUUUAAAUGCAUCCGGGUCAUUUUUCAUGCAUUGGAUAACUUAAUGCAGUGGAGUUUAAUACAGAUAUUUCAUAUGCUCCCCACAACUUUUUAUUUGUACAGCACUGUAAAACACUAGCUCAUUUGGAAAACCCUCAAUGACUUCUUUAAGGUGAGCCACUGGUCAUAAUGCCGCUGUCCUGUAUCAGUGAACACCUCCAAGAUGUAAACUGUUCGUAGAGUCCAAGCUUGCAUUUUCACCGAUAAAUAGUUUUCUUAGUUUUCUUAUCAAAUGUUAUUUGAAAGCAGUUUUUAUGGCAUAUCAAACACUGCAUGGACACCAAUUUCUUUAUGCUUAAUUUUGCUGAAAUACACGAGGCUUGCUCGCUUCUAUUUUUGGUACUUUUCCUCCAGAUGGUCUUGUGGAACACUUGUGCAGCUGCGCCCCAUUUCUUGCACAGCUGCUGUCACGCACCGCAUCCACCACAUUUUAAAAUUCCGGGAGUUGCGCCUGGAUACUGGCUGACAAGAACGCGAACGCAGCUCUGUGCUGGCCCUUUCGGUAGCGCCGCAGCGCAGCAAGCCCUGUUUGUGGGAAAAGUAGCUUUUGAAGUAACCUUCUCACUCUGGAGGCUCUUGAAGGGGCAUCUGAGGGAGGUGUCCUGCUUGUUCUGUGAGAGGUUUUUUUCCAGCAGAGGCGAGCACCCCUGGAGAUGUUGUCAGCAGAGACUGCCAGUCCACCCUCUGAGGCAGAAAGCAGCUGCAGCUGUGGUGGUGACUGAGAAAACCCUUCAGACUUACUGAGGAAAUGUCACAUGUGCAAAGGCAAAGCAAAAUCAGGGGGAAAGCAUUCUUUUAUUUCAAGAAUAAUUGAGCUUCUGCAUGACAUCUGGGACUCUCUUAAGUAACUUAGGUUUUCUUAGGCUACUUCUGGCUGGUAUGAAGUAGCAAAGAAAAGUUCAAACACAUCACCCUGUUUCUACACGUAUAUUUAUCAGCUAAGAUUGCAUGUCACGGGUCCUAAUGCACAUCGCUUUUCAGAACAUGAAUGAGCAGUAGGCAAACUGACUUUUCAGCAGGUCACUCCAGCAUGGCUCACGUUUCAUGGGAUCCAUUCACUGAAUAGCUAAAACUCUGGCACUUGGAGCAGAAUGCAACUUCUGAUUGGUUGUAGGACUACAGAACUUUCAUUUUACAAUACUGUGUUAUCUGUGGUCUUAAAAAACGAGAUUUCCCAGGUGGAAACUGUAUCUACAAGUUUUGAACCAGAUACUCUUUGGAAUGAAAAGUUUAAAUAUUUGGCACAAAGUAAGUUUAUACUAGUUUGCCUUUUAAGUUAUGCUUUUGUACAAAACUAAAACAAUAAAUGCAUCUUGUCAAUUUUUAUUUAAAUAUAUUUACUGCACCCAUUUGUUCUGUAUUUAUGCAUGUAAAAAUAAUUUAAAUCAGCCAUGAUAAUCUGGUAUUCUGUAAAGGUGUGACAGGGUCACCAGUGGGGCAGCUGUCAGUUAGAAAAUAGAUAAAUAAAUAGAAAAAAAAUCAAUCCAGCAACUUUGUAGCACUAAACCCAAGAGAGACUAAGGAGGAGUUGCUGCUUCCUCCUCUGCUGCCAACAUCCCCUGAAGCACUAGAAAAGCGCUGUGUGAAGGUUGAGGUGUCAUCUGGGUACAGCUCCCUGUGGGGCCUGGAGCACUCGGCUCUUUGUGACAGUGUAAGUGAUGCUGCUGCUCUGAAGGGAUUAGCAAGGAGGGAGUAUAGGAAAGGAAGCCUGAGCUUAGUCAAAUACUCACAUCUCCUGGCAACUGCUUGGAAUGUUCUCCCUUUGGUUUUGGAAGCCAUUCCCAUUAAAUGUAUCCCAAGGGAGAGGCAGCUUUCAUGUCCUGCAGCUGACUGCAGCAGGCCCCUACCGUGCUGUUGCUUAUCACAGUGUAGCAGGGAUGAGGCUCCACGCAGAGAAAGGCUGGGGAGCCUUUCCAAAACUCUCUAUUUCCUCAGAGCUUUUCCAGAUGGUGCUGAGGAGCUUUGCAUUUAGGGAGGAAAAGAGCAGACAGAAGAAUCCCUUCGGCCAAUGACAGCUGGUACUGACUUAGCCCGCAGCGUGUCCAUCACACAGAGGCUGGCAGGGGCCGGCCCUGCAGGAGUUGAAAUGAGGUGCCCACGUUUCCUGCUCUGCUGGCAAGUGGAGCUGCACAUCACCAGCUCCCAGGUCACUGCAGCCUGGGCAGGCUGGCAGCAGAGUGGCCUCUGUCCCCCCGCCCCAGGGCCAGGUCCCAGCAUCCCAGCCCAGCAGAGGUGUGCACUGCUGGCAGUCAGUUUAUAGCCAGAGCACUCCUAAAUACACCACAAAAGCUUGGAAUGAAGUGCAGUGUGGCACCUGCUGGAGCAAGCAGUCACCCACUGAGAGUCUGCAGGCCAGCAGCAGUGUGGGGAGUGGUGCCUUUGCCCGCAGCAGGCGGGGCACAGCCAUCUGCCACCUCUGUCACACCACCAGCAGCACCUGGCAGGGCAGGACAGGAAAGCCUUUCAAUCCAGACCUUCCUCCUCACCCCCUCCCUGCCUGCUGUUUUUCUUUGGAAUUCAUCAAAUAUUUGCCUCCUUUUGCUUUUAAACAUGAUUUUUUCAUGAUCCUUGUUCUGACCCUACCAUAAAAACUGUUAAAACGGCUUAGAGAGUAUGUGGGCUGAACUCUUCUGCGUUCACAGGCCCGCUCAAGGGCACCACAUGAGCUCCACAUGGCAGCAGUUAACCCCGGGGCACACAGGGGCGGGGAAUAUCUGUCAUCUUCGGGGACACUGAAAAUCUAGGCUGCAGCAUCCUGGCAGGACAUCACACAAAGCUUCUGGUAGGAGUUGGACUGGCACAGCACUGGACUGGUAGUUUGCUCGGUUUAAAAUUAUAGGAAAGAGAAGAGGUUUGUGGUUUCUUAUGUAUUUUUAAUCCUUUUUAAAAAAGGUUUAAAAAAAAAAAUCCUUCUGAUGCAUUUGCAAUGGUAUCAUCUGGUUGUUAAAUGUAAUCUCAGCAGUAUUAAUUGCAGAUGUUUACUGAGUUUCUGCAGUGGUAGCUGCAGAGUUUUAUGGAGCUGCUUGAAGCACGCUGUCUCUGGGCUGAGGGAAUCCCUGUUCACAUCAGGGGCAUCUUCAGCAGCUGUAUUUGAAUGGCCAGUGUAAGUUCACUUCCCGUAGCAUAAAGCAAGUUACUUCUUUUCCAUGAAGGAAACCUUACCUUCAUUAAACUAUACUAAUAAUGUUGUUUUUCCUGGCACUUUUUAAUGUAGAGGGUUAAUGUAUUCCUGUUAGCACUAGUGGGAAUUGAGCAGAAGGUUGAUCUCCAGUCAUAAGAUUGCAGAUGUAGCUUUCAUCUAUUGUUGUUUCCCCUUCUCAUCCUUUUCUCUCUGGGCAAGCAAUUGAACUCCAAGCAGAAUUUCAGAAGAAUUACUCAAAGCUGUCUUCUUAAAUUGUUUUGUGUUCUGGCUCAGUUAUGUGCUGUAAAACAGAACUGCAGAAAUGCUAUGGCUUGACUGCCUUGUCAGUUUAAGUAAAAAAAUCUUUACAAUUUUGUUAGUGCAAACCACAGUGGCUGCUGUUGGACCAGUCUAACCUUUUGUCUAAAUAGUUUACAAUAAAGAAGAAUUUGGGAGGUUGAAUUUGAAAUUGCUUGUUCGCUGGAAAACUAAAUAUACAUAAAUAGGUAAAUAGCAGAGGAAAAGAAUAACUUUACUGUAAAGGCAUUAUAACCCACUUUUGUUAGCAGUAUGCAGAAUUACAAUGCUGACCCUCCAAACACAGAAUUUUCACAAUGAAAAAUGGUUUAUAUUUUGCAUGUCCAUAAACUUCAUAGUGCUUCUGUUCAGCUUUAGAGGGACAAUUAAGAUUUUGGCACUAGGCUACUAGUAUUUAGGAUGUUCAUUGCUAUGAAAUGUUUUUUAUUUAAAUAUUUUUAUUAUUUUUACAAAAUAUUUUCCUUUCAGAAUUUACUUCAUAGGCUUUGCUAAGAGCCAUAUUAUGCUGUAGGUAUUUUAAGGUAAAACCAUGAUUAUUUGAUAAUUCUGUUUUGUAUGACUGACCUUCUGGCCGCUGUUUAGAAAGGUUCCUCCUGUUGUCAGUAAAAGGAUGACAGCCAAGGACUCCUGGAAUGGUUACAAUCCAUUGAAGUAUCUGUGUGGAUUCAGAAUGCAUUUACAAAUACUUCCUGAGGACUGUGUGAAAUAGUUGCUACAUUCAUUGAUUAGCCCCUAAGUCAAUAAUUCAAAAUUUGAACUUGUUUCCUUUCGGAUUGUAUUGCAGUGUAAUGAUAGAUACUAAAAUUCUAACUAGAGAUAUAUUGUGACAAAUUUCUCAAAGCUAUGAUGGAUGUGAAAGGGAGCCGAGCUACACUGCUCUCAGUCUUUUCAUCUGUUAAAAAACUUCUCAAUAAUGAAACUUUAUCUUUUGGGGGUUUCCGUUGUUCCUUGUUUUCAGAACUUUGAGAAACUUCUCAUUCAGCCUGCAUUAGAAAAAACCUUGCCUUCUUCGAGGCUUUUGUUAAGCCUCAGGAGGUAUAUUGUUCAACUAAUUUAACAUACUUUUGUGCUGACAUCAAUUAGCUUUUAAAUGUAUAGACCUACAGAACUCCACAGGACUCUGGUCUCCUUUAUUCCGGGCUGCCUUUCAAAGCCAUCCAUCCUGUCCCUUUUGAUUGCACAUAA